Molecule: messenger RNA, 3093 nt
Organism: Monopterus albus (swamp eel)
Lineage: Eukaryota; Metazoa; Chordata; Actinopteri; Synbranchiformes; Synbranchidae
Product: neurexophilin-1
Exons: 2
Coding region: 478-1308 (276 amino acids)
Molecular function (GO): signaling receptor binding
Source: RefSeq, a predicted model, not a curated record
GAAAUUGUUUAAACGUGUGUUCACUCUUGCCAGUCUCAGCAUCGCUCAGUUUCUGCAGGAGGGUGCAGCUCCAUCCCUCCAGGAUCUCCACUGGCGCCGAUCACCAGAUAUGAUCUGCCCACUUCCCAGUCAACCCAUUUCACCCUGAGCUGGGAUCUCUCUUUUCUUGUGCGUGGAUGAUAACAGCCUACCUUAUAUCCAUGGAUUUCUUAUACCACAACUAAUCUGACUAAAACCCGGGAUUGGUGAAAAAAGAAAAGACACAAAAAGAGGGUAUUCCAAGUGGUUUCCCGUGGUUUUAGAGCGCAUGGAAGCAACACUUCAGCUCGCCUUGGACAUGGGACCGUGCGUCAGCAGAGAAAUAUCCGCUGCCGGAGGAAAAGCAUCUUCCUGAAAGAGGAACAGCCCGUGUGCGGGAGCUUUUCACUUUUUGUUUUUAGCUACCGGGGAGGGGGAGCCGUGAUUUUACGCGCCCGAAUGAUGCGUCCCAGCCGCGGCUUCAUCCUGCUCCUCCUCAACGGAACCGCUUGUUUGGUGGCCCUGGGUCAAGAAGAGGACUCUUCCAGCCCCAAGAGCUCUUCAGAUGAGUCCUCCAAGACGGUGGGCUUACUGAGUGGGCAGGCUUCCCUUUCACCCCUGAGUCGCUGGAUGCUUCACAGUAAGAGCAGAGCUGCUAAUGCCUCCUCUCUGGAACUGCCCUACCGCUCCCCUGUCCCUUUCUCUAAGCAGGAGUUUUCUAAACAGGAGUUCUGGGAGAUGUUGGGCAGCGACCUGCUCAAACCCGAUGCCUCCAGCUCUAGGGUCAAACGGUGGCCCAUCGUUAAGACCGGCAAAUUCAAGAAGAUGUUUGGCUGGGGAGACUUCUAUUCCAAUAUCAAGACGGUGCGGCUUAACCUGCUGAUUACUGGCAAGAUUGUGGAUCAUGGUAAUGGCACAUUCAGCGUCUACUUCCGCCACAACUCCACAGGCCAGGGCAACAUCUCAGUCAGCCUAGUGCCUCCUGUCAAGGCGGUGGAGUUUGACCUGGAGCGCCAAAGCGUGGUCUACCCCAAGGACUCCAAAAUCUUCAACUGCCGCGUGGACUAUGAGAAGGUGGAUCGGAGCAAGCGCACCUCGCUGUGCAACUAUGACCCAUCCAAGACCUGCUUCCAGGAGCAGAUUCAGAGCCAUGUGUCCUGGAUUUGCUCCAAACCUUUCAAGGUCAUCUGUAUCUACAUUUCUUUCUACAGUACGGACUACCGUCUGGUGCAGAAGGUUUGCCCGGACUACAACUACCAUAACGAGAUGCCCUACCUGCCCUCGGGCUAGAAGGCUUGUAGGGGGAGGAGAGGUGGGAGGGGAGAGGAAAAGGGUGGUGAGUAGGACUGACUGCAACACAUGAGGAGGAGGAAACCAGGGCUAUGAAUCGUCCUUAAUGCCACUGUGGCAGCAAGACACCUUAAAAAAAACCCUCUCUGUAGCCUGACUAUUGUAAGAUGUAAAAAUAUAUAUGCAAAACAGAGACUAUAGUAUGCAGAUAAUGAGGCAUUGGGAAUGCUUAAAUGCAGCAUUCAUUAACUGGACUGGUAGUAAUCACACAUUCUUACCUCAAUUCUGUUUCUAAAUGCCAACUUCUCGCCAGCUAUUUCUCUCUUUCAUUAAGUUAUGUGUGAAUGUUGUCUGAAUGUCCUUUUAAUCAGCCUUUACAAUACUGCUCUUUUGCAAAGUCACAAGGUGGUAUUUUCAGUGAAAGUGCACAUUUAAAUGCUGUGAUAUGAUUCACUGGAGAGCUGUACAAAAAUUCACACUUUAUUACAAACACCCGUGUUUAACAUUGCACACAAUAAAGGCUUAAACAAACAUAAAUUAAAACUUAACCAGAGGGAACACAAAGCAUUGUUUUUCCCCUCACAAAAAGCAAAUGAAUGUAAAGAGUAACCACAGGACCGUUCUGGUUACACUUAAGGGCAUCUUUUGUAUGUGAACACAAGCUAAUCCCUGAAUAGUGCUAAUAGCUCCUUACUCUUACUUAGUUUCUCACACCGUGUCCACAUUUUCACAUGUAAUCAUUCCACCGUGGCACUUUUGCAUUCAUUUCGGUGAAAAGGGGGGUAGGGGUGGAAAUAAAAUUUGCAAGAAAAAGCAAUUUCAACAAAGAUUCCGGUUCAGGGCUUAAGACAAGUUCAGCGCAAAGGAAAUAACUAGAUUCUGCAUAGUGAUAGAAUUGGUCCUCCACACUUAAGAGAGAGAGGUGUGGGACUAAGAGAGGGAGAGAUUCAGUGAGCUCUUUUAAUUAAAGUGGGGAAGGAGAGUGUGCAGCUCCUUCUAUUGUCCCUUCAGUAUGAAAAAGAUUACAUUUUGUUGCCGUCAGGAUUCCCGAUUUCACGCCUUGAUAACUUUGACUGUGUGAGAGAGAUUGCUCUCUCCCGACAAAUACUGUGUUCACUAAAGUCAGCCUUUUAUCUUGAAUAAAUGAAAAUAUUAUCAUAAUAAUUACAUAUAAUUUAAUCUCCUGUAGAACUAAUUAAGGUUUCAUCGAGAGGGUGAAAUGUAUUUCUAAAAAUCAAGUCAGUGGUGUAAGAGGAUAAGAGGGCGUUCAUGGGAAUUGUUUUUGUGUGGAGCCAGCAGGCAAAGCUCAGCCCAGAGUUAACUGCUCAUUAAGAAAAAUGGCCACAGGCUGGCCCAUCUCAUGUUGCUCCCACAAACAAUAUCAGCAGAGAACAGCGUACAGUGGAGCAUUGAAUUAGUUAGCCUGACAUUCUGCAUGCGAGAGGUUACCGCUGUCCGGCUGAUGAGGACAGAAUGACUUCUUGGUUUGUUAACGACAAACAGUCACAAGACAGGUGUAAAGAGUCAUUAAACCGCUUCAUAGCAGGGAUCUGUGUGUGUGUGUGUGUGUGUGUGUGUGUGUGUGUGUGCAUACUUGGCUGAAACUGUGCAGCGAUGUCCCAGGUGGACCCAUGCAGCAGUGAACAGUCACCAUGAAGCUGUCUUCCUGCUGGGGGUAGAAAAAAAAAGCCAGACCUACAGUAAAUGGUUGACUGCUUUGUGUGAGCUUGGAGUGCAGGAGCAGGAGGGAAAACACAGUCAUGAGGCAAAAAGACCUAUAAAUCU